Messenger RNA from Triticum aestivum (bread wheat), 1653 nucleotides. RefSeq names its product protein RMD5 homolog. Lineage: Eukaryota; Viridiplantae; Streptophyta; Magnoliopsida; Poales; Poaceae. Gene Ontology annotation, molecular function: protein binding; ubiquitin protein ligase activity. The coding region runs from base 308 to 1468 and encodes 386 amino acids. The transcript has 2 exons. Gene Ontology annotation, biological process: proteasome-mediated ubiquitin-dependent protein catabolic process. The record is from RefSeq and is a predicted model, not a curated record. Gene Ontology annotation, cellular component: GID complex; cytoplasm; nucleus.
UCCUUUCGUCGCAAAAAAGGAAAAAGAAAAAGAAAGUUGAGGUUCAGUUUAUCCAACGACAACACCGCACGCCGCCUUCUCUCUCCGUUCGUCCUGGUCCUUCUCUCCAGCGCGAGCACCGAGCAGCGCGCCGGCGAUCUCCCGUCGCCGACCCACGAGCCCCAACGCUGGCAACCUCCCUUAGCCGCCCCUUUCCUCCACCACGAGCCCCGAGCAGCAACGCCCGACCUCUACCUUCCCUUCCCGGGGCAUCUCCGACAAGAACCGCGACGUGCCAAAACCGUGCUGCUUAGUUGGGUGCACGGCAAUGGAGAUCGACAGUUUAAGAGAGGCAUUUGACCGAGUUGUUGAAAAGCGUGUGUUAUCUUCUGCUAAAGUUCAGGAAGCUAUUGGUCAGAUAGUGAAUGAAGUUGAGCAGGCAAUAUCGAAGAUGCAGAUGAUGAAUACAGAUACCAUGGACAGUUGUGACCACUCAUCCAUCCUUGCAGAACUGAAGGCCAAGCUAAACGAAAUGGUGCCAUUGAUCCAACUUGAAGGAUGUCAAAAGGAAUUGAAUGUUGCCCUGAGCAAAUAUCUCAAGCUCCUAGAGAAGUCUUUUAGUCCAGAUAUAGCGAAGGCAUAUAGAAAUGUGGAUUAUGAUGCCUGCACAGUAAACAACAUAAUAAAGAAUCAUUUCUACCGCCAGGGCCUCUUUGAUCUUGGAGACUCCUUUGUCAAUGAGUGUGGUGAAUCAGAUGGGACUCACCUGAAAUUUUCAUUUCAGGAGAUGUAUGGAAUACUUGAGGCGAUGCAAGCAAGAAACCUUGAACCUGCACUCAGUUGGGCUGCUAAGAACCAUGAUCAUUUGUUGCAGAAUAGCUCAAUGCUUGAGAUGAAGCUCCAUUCUCUUCAGUUUAUUGAGAUACUUACUAAAAGAAGUAGAGAUGAUGCUUUACAAUAUGCAAGGACUCACUUUGUGCCAUUUGCCUCCUUGCACACGGCAGAGAUCCAGAAGCUAAUGGCUUGCCUUAUCUGGGCGGACCGGCUUGAUCAGUCCCCAUAUGCCGAGUUUGUGUCGUCGACGCACUGGGAGAAGCUAUCUGAGGAGCUAAUCCAUCAGUUCUGCAGCCUCCUAGGACAGUCUAGCGAGAGCCCACUUGGUGUAGCCAUAUCAGCUGGUUUUCAAGGACUACCAACCUUGUUGAAGCUAAGCACAGUAAUGGCCGCCAAAAAGCAGGAGUGGCAGACCAUGAAACAGCUUCCGGUCCCCAUAGACAUCGGACCAGAGUUCCAGUACCACUCUGUUUUCGUAUGCCCGGUGCUCAGGGAGCAGUCGAGUGAGGAUAACCCUCCGAUGCUGAUGCCCUGUGGACAUGCUGUAUCGAAGCAGUCGAUCAUGAAGCUAUCAAAGAGCAGCUCCAGGCCUUUCAAGUGCCCCUACUGCCCCUCGGAGGCGGUGGCUUCGCAGUGCAAGCAGCUUCAAUUUUAAAUGCUUCAUUUCCCCCCCCCCAGAUCAAAACUGUUUAUACAACAUGCUUCUGUUUUGCUCAUCCAAUCGUUUGCCUGUAUUAUAACCUUGUACCUUUAUUGAAACCUGGAUGUUAAUCUGUACAGUAGCGAGUUCCAGUGUUAAGCUAUCUCUUGGGAAUAAACACAAUAAUAAGCGUUUCACUA